CACGCCCUGAAACUUCCCGCCGCUGGAGUUUCGCGCCAUUAAAGGUGGUCUCGCGGUCCGGUGGUAGUUUACUUCAGACUGAUUUCAUUUUAGGACUGGAAGACUUUAUAUAAAGAGAAACCCAAGCAGCAGAACUGACGACCAACGUCGAAAAUGUCAUCCAAGAUGAGUUCUUCAGAGGAGGACGAGUAUGCAGACUUGAAGACUCACUUCUCCAUGAUAGAGUGGUCCAGGUUGGAGGAAUGGGAGAAAGUCCGUUUUAAAAACAUCAAAAGAAACCAUCUGGCUAUGCUGGCUAUAGGUCUGACCUCCACUGCUCCAGCUUUCAUGCAUCGUGGCAGGGCCAAGGUCCUGGCCCCCCUCCCUGAACCCAGCGACUCUGAAGAAGAUGAAGAGUGGACCCCUCGCAUGGAGAGACCCCCUCCAGCCCCACGGACCUUCAGACCCCCUCUUACGAGACCAGCGGCACCGCGGAGAGCUGCUCCCACACACACACCUGCACCACAGCCCCCAAGUGGUGAGGUAGCGGGACCCAGCAAGGAGGCCCAACCCCCCCUGGAAGAGAUGCUGAGUGAGGAGGAGCUAGCCUUCCUCAGAGACGCCAGCCCCCCGACACACACACACUCCCUGACAACGGAGGGCCAGAGCACCGGUGGGGGGGGCACUCAGGGAGGGGGCGCGGGAGGCCCAGAGGCCCCCCAGGAGAAAUAUAAUCUGUCAACAUCAGGCCUGUCUAAGGCAGAGUGUAUGAGGAGGAGCAGGGCAGCAAAGAAGAUCCAGUUCCCCAGAGGCAGGAACCUGAGAGAGAGGCCCAGGGUCAACUAUACUGAGCAGGAGGAGCCCAAAGAUGACCACUACUUCUACUGUGAGGACUGCAAUUCGUUCUUCAUCAAGGAGUGUGAUCUCCACGGCGCCCCCUUGUUCGUCGUCGACACCCCUGCAGCCCUGGGGCUAAUGGACCGGGCCAGACUCACCCUGCCGCCCGGUCUGGAAGUCAGGAGGUCAAAUAUCCCCAGGGCCGGACUGGGGGUGUUCAACUGUGGGGGGGUGGUCGCCAAGGGAACCCACUACGGCCCCUACGAGGGAGAAGUGAAGGAGGAGGAAGAGGCCAUCGAGAGUGGAUACUCCUGGGUGAUUUACAAGAGCAGACACUGUAACGAGUACAUCGAUGCCAAGACAGAGACUCACUCCAACUGGAUGAGGUAUGUGAACUGUGCCCGUAACGAGGGGGAACAGAACCUGGUGGCGUUUCAGCACCGAGGAGCCAUCCUGUACCGCUGCUGCCGGCCGCUGGCCCCGGGGGAGGAGCUUCUGGUCUGGUACGGAGAGGAGUACGCCAGAGACAUGGGGAUCUCCUUUGACUACCUCUGGGACAACAAGAGCUCCACCAGAGGACCAAGGAUUGAAUCGUCUCAGACUGAGGUGUUCUCCUGCUCCCAGUGUCUUCUGUCCUUCACUGCCCAGAUCUACCUCCACAAGCACAUUAAGAGGUGCCACCAUGACCUGUACGUCUCUCUGCUGAGGAGUGGAGAGAUCAGACCAGAGACUCUGUCCUCCUCUCGACCACACCCCAACACCACUUCCUCCCUCCCCCUGGUCCCCAUCCAGGGAAGCAUGGACACAGGAAAGGCCAGACAUCACCACUGUGACCAGUGUGGGAAGAGCUUCAGUCUGUCAGGGAACUUAAAGAGACACCAGCAUGUUCACUCAGGAGAGAAGCCGUACCACUGUGACCAGUGUGGGAAGAGCUUCAGUCUGUCAGGAGACUUAAAGAGACACCAGCGUGUUCACUCAGGAGAGAAGCCGUACCACUGUGACCAGUGUGGGAAGAGCUUCAGUCUGUCAGGAGACUUAAAGAGACACCAGCGUGUUCACUCAGGAGAGAAGCCGUACCACUGUGACCAGUGUGGGAAGAGCUUCAGUCUGUCAGGACAUUUAAAGACACACCAGCGUGUUCACUCAGGAGAGAAGCCGUACCACUGUGACCAGUGUGGGAAGAGCUUCAGUCGGUCAGAAACCUUAAAGACACACCAGCGUGUUCACUCAGGAGAGAAGCCGUACCACUGUGACCAGUGUGGGAAGAGCUUCAGUCUGUCAGGAGACUUAAAGAGACACCAGCGUGUUCACUCAGGAGAGAAGCCGUACCACUGUGACCAGUGUGGGAAGAGCUUCAGUCGGUCAGGACAUUUAAAGACACACUUUUGUUCUGGGAAGACUAGAGAUCCUGAACUCUAGAUCUCACUUAAUAAUUAAACACAUAUGAACACAGGAAAUGUAUGUAUUCGUGUUCAUCAUUUAAAGUAUAAUUGUACAUAAGAUAUUUUAUUUAAACUGAAAAUGUAUAUUGUAUAUAAAUGUAAACACAAAAUGCAGGCUAUAUAAGAUUGUUUCAUUGUUUAUUAUAUAAUUGUAUAAUAACAAAUAAUUCUGUAUGACUUAAUAUAUAUUUUACUUAUAAACAUAAACUUAAAUAACAUGCUCUGUUAUGUGAUGUAGACAAUAAUAUAUCAAAUUAAAAUAAACAUUGAAUCCUACUGUCAGAUGUUUAUGUUUGAUCUAUACUGUGAGCAUAAUGUUGUUAUCCUAUCCCUUCUAGCAACAGGCUCCAUAUGAUACCAUCUCCUUUUCGCUAGUCCCCAUAGGAUUCUAGAAUUUAUUUGACUUUCUCUCCAACCGCUUUAGCAGUCAUUAUCUGUCCUAAAAAGAUCUUACGUAGAAUCAAUUUCUGCUAUAUAGUAUUAUAUACUGUAUAUAUAUUUCAGAGUAUAUUGUAAAUGAUGUUAUAUUUCUAUGAUUAAAUAAACAUUACCGUUACAACU
This is a messenger RNA of Hypomesus transpacificus, 2819 nucleotides long. RefSeq names its product zinc finger protein 436-like. Gene Ontology annotation, molecular function: protein binding; histone methyltransferase activity. Gene Ontology annotation, biological process: regulation of DNA-templated transcription. The transcript has 11 exons. The record is from RefSeq and is a predicted model, not a curated record. NCBI's taxonomy places the organism in Eukaryota, Metazoa, Chordata, Actinopteri, Osmeriformes, Osmeridae. Gene Ontology annotation, cellular component: nucleus. Bases 154 to 2235 code for a protein of 693 amino acids.